Messenger RNA from Puma concolor (puma), 438 nucleotides. Its product is annotated as microtubule-associated protein 1 light chain 3 gamma-like. The record is from RefSeq and is a predicted model, not a curated record. Lineage: Eukaryota; Metazoa; Chordata; Mammalia; Carnivora; Felidae.
AUGCAGCCUCCACAGAAAACCCAAAGCCUCAGACCCUUCAAGCAGAGGAAGAGUUUAGCAACCAGAAGAGAGGAAGUCGCUAGAAUCCAGGCGAAGUUCCCCAGCAAGAUCCUGACUCUUAACAGAGUAGUAUUGGAGCACUACCCCAGGGAGAGGUUCCUGCCCCCGCUGGACAAGACUCGGUUCCUGGUCCUGCAGGCACUGACCAUGACCCUCUUCCUCAGUGUCAUCAGGAGCCGCCUGGUCCUGGGGGCCUCUGAAGCCUUUUACUUGCCGGUGAACAAUAAGAGCCUGGUCAGCAUCAGUGUGACCAUGGCAGAGGUCUACAGGGACUACCAAGAUGAGGACGGCCUCGUGUACGUGACCUACGCCUCCCAGGAGAUGUUCGACUGCCUGGGCUCCGGGAAGACCCUGCCGUCCUCUGCAGAGCAUGUCUAG